UUAAUUCCUGUGUAUUACUUUUGUGUACUAUCUACUAUUACUGUCUGCUGGACUUUGUCUACUAUCUACUAUUGCUGUCUACUGGACUUUUUUUUACUAUCUACUGUUACUGUCUACUGGGGUUGGUCUUCUAUCUACUAUUACUGUUCAGUGGAGUUUGGCUACCAUCUACUAUUACUGUCUACUGGAGUUUGUCCACUUUGUACUAUUACAUCGUAUAAUUACAUUCUACUUUCUACUGUUAUUUUCUUCUUUCUACUAUCUCACCUAACUUUCGGUCAACCUUCCCGGACUUUAACAGUACUGGAGUGAGCGGGUCCCUGCCUGGGGGUCCCGUCAUUACAUGGUAAAAGAACAGUUGAGUAUUGCAGGUACUACACGGCACUAGAGAGGACUUGGUUCUUUGACCACUGCAGCGAUGCCCAUCUCAAGGUGUGGGAAGCCAACGUGGCCGUCCACAAGCGGGGGAUUGAACUCAUCCGGCCGGGUGCCAAGUGUUCUGAGAUUGCCCAAGAACUAAACGAAAUGUUUGCCCAGUUCGGCCUUCUGAAGUACCGCAUGUUUGGCUACGGUCAUUCCUUCGGUGUCCUCAGCCACUACUACGGGCGUGAGGCUGAUCUGGAGCUACGUGAGGAUAUAGACACAGUACUGGAGCCUGGCAUGGUUGUGUCUAUGGAGCCCAUGGUGACCAUCCCCGAGGGCGAGCCAGGCGCCGGCGGCUACCGGGAACAUGACAUACUUGUCAUUAACGAUGACGGUACCGUAGAUGACAUCACUGGCUUCCCCUUCGGACCAGAACAUAAUAUAUUUAAGAAAUAAACCUUUGUUCACUGACAGUAAAUUCACGUAUUUAUUCAAUCCAUAUUAGGAAACAAUAGGCUAUAUAACUUAACAUUACACAAAACUGUACACAAUCAAGUAAAUGAGAUUCAUAGAACUAUCUGAGAUUGUGUCUCGAAGGUUGAAAAAUGUGCUAUAAUGUCAACAUCUGAAACUUCCCCACAUGUAUCCAACCCUGUAUGUGUGCAUGAUGUAAAUUAAUGAAGCUGCCAGACCCAGAGGAAUGGUACAUGUUAUGGAGCUUCAAAACAAAUUGUGUUUGUGAUAUAACUUUUGUUCAUAACAAAAUCUUCAUAUUCUUAAGAGCAAAGUAAAUGCUGUAUGACACACAACUAUGGUUAUGAUACGUGAGAGACACUCAACAUAAUGAGUGCGUUUACUCUUUGUUUACUUAUGUCCUUCUAGUUUUAGAAGACAAAUUAAAAUAUAAUCAUUGUCUAUCAGACUAAAGCGUCCAGCCUAGAACAACAACAAAGCGUAUAGCAGUAACUAGCUAUAUUUCUUUGUUAUUAGUAGUAAGCGUUUGUAAAUAUGGUUAUACAUUUUAA
Molecule: messenger RNA, 1388 nt
Organism: Homarus americanus (American lobster)
Lineage: Eukaryota; Metazoa; Arthropoda; Malacostraca; Decapoda; Nephropidae
Product: creatinase-like
Exons: 2
Coding region: 526-819 (97 amino acids)
Source: RefSeq, a predicted model, not a curated record